This is a messenger RNA of Enterobius vermicularis (human pinworm), 918 nucleotides long. The record is from the annotation of a GenBank genome assembly. NCBI's taxonomy places the organism in Eukaryota, Metazoa, Nematoda, Chromadorea, Rhabditida, Oxyuridae.
AUGCAGUCAGUGACGAGUUCAAACCAACCAUCUGUUUCUGUUGUACAUGAACAUCCGUCUAGCUCAGAUCCCUGUGCUACUAUAACGCAAUUUUUAAUGCGUUAUCAUAUGUUUUUUGUACUUCAUUGUGAAAGAUUUCAGGGUAGCGAAGAAGAAUUUAGUCGAAAAGCAAUUGAGAGUUUGAUUAAAAAAUUAAAAGAUAAAAGAGAUGAAUUGGACGCAUUGAUUACUGCUGUUACAUCUGGAGGAAAAUCGGCGGUUAGAUGUAUCACAAUUCAAAGGACUCUUGAUGGUCGACUUCAGGUUGCUGGUAGAAAAGGUUUUCCGCAUGUUGUUUAUGCAAAAAUAUGGAGAUGGCCAGAUUUACAUAAAAAUGAAUUGAAGCAUCUAUCUAUUUGUCAGUGUGCAUUUGAUCUUAAAUGCGAUCUUGUAUGUGUUAACCCUUAUCAUUAUGAGCGUGUUGUUCCUCCAGGGAUUGGAUGCCUUGAUUUAGCAAAUUUGAGACUGGAGAACCAACUUUUGCAUGACAAUACAUCAGCGCUUUCGCCUGAUAUUUUAUUUUAUGAUCUUUUUAGACGUUUAAUUGCAUCUGGUAUUCGCUUGGAUGUAAGAGGGGAGGGUGAUAUUUGGUUGACUUGUUUAUCAGGGAAGCCAGUUUUUGUUCGAAGCUGCUAUUUGGAUCGUGAAACUGGGAGAUCAGCAGGAGAUGGUGUACACAAAGUAUAUACUCAGGCAACUAUAACUUUUUUUCAGUGUGCCAAUAUUGGAAUUGAAGACCUUCGAUGUUCCUGUACUUUGCUCAUAUCUUUCGUCGAAGGAUGGAACCCUGGCUCAGAUCUCCGUAAAAGUUGCCCCUGUUGGAUCGAAGUACAAACCACCAGGCCAGUUCAUAAGACAGAACUUACAAAGACGUCUUAA